Messenger RNA from Strongylus vulgaris, 314 nucleotides. The record is from the annotation of a GenBank genome assembly. NCBI's taxonomy places the organism in Eukaryota, Metazoa, Nematoda, Chromadorea, Rhabditida, Strongylidae.
AUGGCGGAGUACGAUCUAACAAAGCGUAUGGCCCCUUUCUUUGAUUUACAUCUGAUAAUUCCUUUAUUGGAGUUUAUCGAACCAAGGAAGAUUUAUGAUGAUGCGUCACUUGUGGAAAUGCAUCGUCACGUUCUUAUGAAAACAAACAUGAUCGACAGCUUGACCGAAACUUAUCAAGGUACUCCGAUUCCGAAAGAGCUCGAGACAAAAAGGGCCGAAGUUCUCAAGGAAAGGGACAUCCUCAAGGCAAAGGUAAUGCCCUCUGCUAGGCAGUUGUUUUUUUCAAAAUCAGGUACUUCAUCUUUAGCUUAAUA